This is a messenger RNA of Acanthoscelides obtectus, 3011 nucleotides long. Lineage: Eukaryota; Metazoa; Arthropoda; Insecta; Coleoptera; Chrysomelidae. The record is from the annotation of a GenBank genome assembly.
GAGACGACUGACGAUACGGGCCUAAGAAAUGAGCAAAAUACCAUUGGAUAUUGCUAAAACAAAAAUGGCUGAUAGGAACACUUUUAAUGACCAGCAUUCCCUCCUUUGUGAUUUUUGUGACAUGUAGUUGUUUUGUGCUCAUCCAUCAUGAAAGAAGUGUUCUGCCAUUUCUUGAGAGCUUUUUUUUAAGAAAUUCUGUCGUUUUUGUUUAUUUUUUCGGUGAAUCUACACAAUUAGUUUUUAUAUUAAGAAAGGUUAAAAAAAAGCCAAAAAACCAAGAACGACCCAAUUCGUACAAAAUAAUAUUACCAUUUGCCAUUUCACAGUGGAUGCCUGAAAUUAAAAAUAGAGUAUUCAUUUAAAUGAUUGGAUAUUAACAUGGAUAAGGAUAAAGAGAAUUCAUCAAAAAAUGAUACCAAAGACGAUUUUGAGGCAUCACUAUCACUCAUUAACUAUUAUCGAGAAGAAAAUGCAAAGAUGGUAGCAGUAUUAGAGAAAACAGGACUGGCUGAGGCGGAACGGAGUCUGUAUUCAAAAUCUCUUCAAAAUAUGGUUGAAAGUAUCUGUAAGGAAGAAAAUAAAUACGCACGAACUACUACAAACAUGUCCCGUGCUGAAAUGAUUCGUAAGCACAGCAACUAUGUCUCGAAAAUAAGGAUAUGUAUCAGAAUGUAUUCAAAUCUCAAUAAUGUUCUAUUGAAGGAAAUCAGCUUUAUGAGAGGGAAGAUACAGAAGUCAAAAGAAACAGUAAGUGACCUAAAUGUUAGCUUAGAGAAAUUACAGCAAUUAGAACAGACUAGCAUCAAGUAUGAAGCAGAAGUAAGCAAAUUUGAGAAAAACCCAAACCUUGAUAACUAUUAACAAUCAACUGAUUGCUGCAAUGCCUCAAUGCCUAUGCACCACACUAACAAGAGCAAACCUCCAGUAUAUUGUUGGACUGUAGAAAUUGUAAGUCUGCACAAAAAACUUUACAACUCUGAAGCAAAGCUUUGCUAUGUGAAGUCAUGAAUAGAGAAUCUGGGGCCUUGGAUAUAAAAUAGCGAUGAAGCAUUUAGGAGUGCAGAAGUCCCUAGGCUGUUUGGUUUGGAUGCAAAGAUAUAUGUGAAAAUUGUUAACAUGUUGUUCCCUAACCUUACAAUAAGUGCACUUGAAGAGCUAAUAUACCCUAUUUCACAACAAGUAACCAUUAUGGUAGAACAACAGGUGAGUAUCCCAUAUCUCGAAAUUCCCCAUAUCAGCACAGGACACAAUUCUGAUGGAUCCGUCAACUCCAGGUAGACAGCUCUUUUAUUUAGAAAAGUUCAUUUGCCUACAAAAAACAUGACACCACAAACAAGUUUUACUACAUUUGUACCCGAUCCAUUUUUGCCAACGUUGCAGACUAACACAAAAUGUUUACUAUUGAAGAUCUUGGCGUAACUACAGGGGCAGUGAAAACUUGCAAAGCUCCUAACCCCAUUGGAAUCCCAGGAGAAAAGUUGGUAGCAAAAGAUUGUCCUUUCGUUCUACUAAAUAUGUAUAGUAAUGCCUAUAGGCUGAUAUAUUUGGUCAACAGUAGAAGAUCCAUAAGCAAUUUUACAUACAAGAAAAGGUCCCACAAUCACUCCAUCAUUCAGACCUCUGUGUGUGUUGGCAGAAGCUGGUAAAUAUGUUAAGAGGAUAAUCAGUUCUAAAUUACGAAUACCGGAGGAAGAACCUGGCUGAUUCAUCCAAAAUUCAGGAUAAAUCAUUCAGCUUUAGGUGCUUUGCAGGAUAUAGUUAGUACAGCACAUGUAGCUUUGCACGGAAACUACACGUCAACAAGCAUAUGUGUUCUGGUAACUUUCGACCUUAGAAACUUCUGCUUGUAUCCUCGGAACCCUCAAAAAUCAAUUUAAGAAACCUUCUUACCGCCUUUGACUAAAUAGCGAUUAUAUGAUCAGCAGAGGACUGGUGUAUAAAACCACGGAAUAAACCCAAUACAAAAUGAUUUCGUCGGAGGUGGCUCGGAGAUUAGCGCUCGGUCCAGAUUUAUGAUGACGUUUUACGGAUGGAGAUGACAAGGGCAAAACUGCCGUGGAAGGUGGAAACUGACCGGUCGUGACUGGGACAAGAUUAGCUGUUCUUUACUGGAGCAUCAUGACUUUGGGAACAUGAGUUUUGUCCACUCUAGGGCCUCUUGUGUGCAGGGACCAGACGCAUCAUCUUAGAUUCACCUUUGCGUAUCUACCAUGUUCAUUCGGGGACAACGCAAGUUCAUCUGUAAACAUACAGAAACAACAUUGCAGGGAUGGCAAACAAGAUAGAGAGAGAAUCAUAGAACAUUAAGGUGGAUUUAUCUACUUAUACCACAAAUGGUUCCAUGGUUCAACAUAAGACAUGGUGAGACAAACCCUCACCCAAGUCCUACCAGGCCAUGGGAAGUUCAACAAAUAUUUCCACACCAGAGGGAACACAAAUAGUCUGAUGUGUUGGUACUGCUCAACAAGAGUUGAUGACCCUGCAUACACCUUAUUUGAGUGCAGUCUUUGGAUGCAGGAUGAGCAGCCUCUUGAAGACCUUUUAGCAGUCGAGAAAUUAAACCUAAAAUUGUCUAAACAAUGAAUGUGAUGAAAGCCAAUGGGAUCUAAUAACAACCUACACUGAAGAAACUUUUAAUAAAGAAGAAGAGCAGAGUAAGCGCAUCAUACCGAUAUGUCAGGGAUGACUGGCUUAAUUUUAGACAACUUGCCAUCUGAAGUCUUGCUCACGUAGUUCCAGAAGGUAAAAGUGUUGCAUGCAGUUUUUUUAGGAACCUCAUCCGCUGCAAAGAGUAUCCAGAACGUCAAUAUGAUUACACAUCACACCAUCAUGUUUGUGAUUGGCUGUUGGCAGAAUCGUUUGGUGUUGAGUUUCUGUAGAAUCCGAAUAAGGUUAUUAUUACCAUGCUUUCAUAUUCAUAUUUGAUUCCAGCAAAAAUAUCCAUGGCUGAAGGAUUCGGCACUGAAUUUGCCAAGUAUUGCCAAGGAAAAUGAAAAAUUACAGCAUCUGAA